CGGACACGCAACGCGCAGAAUCAUUUUUUUUAAAGUUUUCCAAUGCUGGUUUCACCGUUAGUCUUCAGUAAUAGAGUAGAGAACACGGUGCCAAAUUUACUAACAUUAACAGCAAGGAAAAGCGGUUGUCUCUUAAGAUCCUGAUUGUGAUAAUUACAGUCAUGGCACCAAAGAAGAAAAAUGUUAAAAAGAAUAAAAUGGAGAACAAAGAGACUACUGUUAUUGUGGAAGAAAGUACGGUCAUGCAUCUGAAUGGCCUCUUAGAUGGAGACAAUGGUUUUAGCUGUAUUUCCACUGAAAUAUCUAACUGCUCAUACAGUUCCAGUCUUUUGGAAGCACUCAGCAAAAUGAGGCAAGAGAAAUUUUUGUGUGAUUUAACCGUUGCUACAAAAAACAAAUCUUUUGAUGUUCAUAAAUUGGUAAUGGCUUCUUCCAGUGAAUUCUUCAGGAAUAUUCUGACUAAAGAUCCAUCAAUCCAAAGAGUAGAUCUUGAUGACAUCUCUCCUAUUGGUCUUGUCACAGUUAUUACUUAUGCCUAUUGUGGAAAAAUAACACUGUCAUUAUAUACAAUUGGUAGCACAAUAGCAACAGCUAACCUGCUCAAAAUUCACUCUCUCAUAAAGAUGUGCUGUGAUUUUUUGAUGCAGGAAAUCAAUGUUGAGAAUUGCAUGUACAUUGUUAACAUUGCAGAAACUUAUGGACUCAAAAAUACGAAGGAAGCAGCACAUAAAUUUAUUACUGACAAUUUCCUCGAAUUUUCAGAAAGGGACCAGUUUUUUAAACUCACCUUUGAACAAAUCAUGGAAUUUAUGCUGGAUGAUACCCUGCGAUUGCCCUCAGAAAUCGCAGCAUUCCAGAUUGCAAUGAAAUGGCUGGAUUUUGACAAUAAUAGGGUUAAGUAUGCAGCAGGUUUAUUGAACACCAUUCGAUUUUGUACAAUCUCAGCACAAGACCUGGUGAACUAUGUUCAGACAGUGCCAAGAAUGAUGGAAGAUCAGGAUUGUCAUAAACUUCUGGUAGAGGCCAUGAACUACCACCUGUUGCCUUAUCAACAGAACACUUUACAGUCCAGAAGAACAAAAGUUCGCAGUGGCCUCCGAGUUCUAGCAAUUGUGGGUGGUCGUCUAGACCUAUCAGAAAAAUCACUCAGCAGAGAUAUUCUGUACAGAGAUUCUGAACAUGUUUGGAACAAACUUGCUGAAAUGCCUUAUAAAAGUUUCAAUCAAUGUGUAGCUGUAAUGGAUGGAUUUCUGUAUGUAGCUGGUGGAGAAGAUCAAAAUGAUGCCAGGAAUCAGGCGAAGCAUGCAGUGAGCAACUUCUGCAGAUAUGAUCCUCGAUUCAACAGUUGGAUUCAUCUGGGGAACAUGAUCCACAGACGCACCCACUUCAGCCUAAAUGUUUAUAAUGGUUUACUAUUUGCAAUUGGGGGGAGGAAUUCAGAUGGUCCUCUUUCCUCUCUUGAAUGCUAUGUACCAGCAACAAACAAGUGGCAGCUUAAGACAUCUUUAGAGAUAUCUAGGUGCUGUCAUGCUAGUGCUGUCACAGAUGGCAAAAUUCUGGUAACUGGAGGAUACCUCAAUAAUGCAUAUUCUCAUUCAGUCGUAGCCUAUGAUCUGUCAGCAGACAGUUGGCAAGAUAAGACUAAUCUUAACACACCAAGAGGGUGGCACUGUGCCAUUUCCCUUGCAGAUCAUGUGUACGUAUUAGGUGGAAGUCAGCUCGGAGCUCGGGGUGAGCGGAUUGAUGUGCUUUCUGUUGAAUGUUACAGUCCCUAUACAGGGCAAUGGAGCUCAAUUGCUCCUCUCCAAGUUGGUGUUAGUACUGCUGGUGUGACAACUCUUGACAGUAAAAUCUAUCUGUUGGGAGGUUGGAAUGAGAUAGAAAAGAAAUAUAAGAAAUGUGUCCAGUGUUUUAAUCCAGAUAUUAAUGAUUGGACCAAUGAAGAUGACUUGCCAGAGGCUAUAGUUGGCUUGUCCUGCUGUGUUUUCACCUUGCCUCGUCAAAGAACACAAGAAUCCAGAACCAGUUCAGUAUCUUCAGUUCCAGUUAGUGUCUGAUUACAGUUGAAGAGAUUUUUUGAUUAAAAUCAAUUAAUUUCACAGAAAGAAGCUAGUUUUAACUUGCUGCUCAAAUAAGCUUUCAUAAUUAAACAACAGUUUGUAUCCAAUCAAGUUAAAAAGGAACUGGUGCAACAAUGGUGCCAAGCAAGAUGUAUAUAUUACUCUGCUUACAGGGGGAGUAAAUCAAAUCUAAAGGUAUGACUUUCAAACUGUUUGUGGCUUGGAACACCAAGUGGCUACAGUCAGAAAGACAAGUGGCUUCAGUAAAAAAUUCCCCAGUUAUUUAGUAGUCUCAACAUUUGUGGCAGAGGGGUAGGUGCCUUGUGGCACAGUGGAUCACAUUCUUGCCUCUGAGUCAGAAGCUCUGAGUUCAAGUCAAACUCCAAGACUUGAUGGCUGUAAAUAUGCAUCCAUAAUAUGGUCAAACAGGUUGAAUGUCAGUCUGCAGAUCCUUCCAACAUGCUCAUGGCAGACAGUAGGAGCAAGAGAGACUUCUAGUCAGCCAUACUUGAUGUGGAGUGUCACUCCUCAAGCUAUAACCUCUGGUAUCAGGUUAAUGACCUAUUCCAGAUGCAGAGAAUAUGUGUGUCCUUUGAUGCUUCAGGCUUCCGUAGGAAAAGAAGUCGUUCUAAGUCAGAGUCUAGAACUGACAGGUUUUGUUUUUAAACUGAUAUUUAAUGCUAAAUGAUUUGAUAGUUUAACUGUUUCAUAAUUAACUUACUAAAGUCAUAGUUUUUCCUGUUUCUUUGUGUAGAAAUUGAGGUCCUUUCUUUAAAUCUGUGGCAAGUUGGUCCGUAUCUACUGAAGCCAUUUUGAGGUAACCACUUAAAAAAAACCUAACAAAAGAACUGGGACAGUGUUUCCAAAGGCUGAACUAUCCAAAGCAUUUGUACCCAAUGUAUUGCAGACAAAAAUGUUUUGUCUCUUUAUUUGAGAUGCAAAGCAUUCUCAGAAUUCUGAAUGACGCUGCAAGCAUUCAGGAAAUAGCAUGCUAUUACUCAAUUUAUAUGUUGUGUAUUUAUAAACUGGACUGAAGGGUGAUGUAUUUCAGUUGCCUUUUGUUAUGGAAUCAGAGACAAACAAUAGUAACAGUUUUGGAGAGUGUUUGUGAGCUAUGUAAACCAUUUUUUGCUGCAUCCGCCCUAGUCUGUUUUCUCAUCAGUAGAAUUGUUCCAUUGAAAUUGGAAUUCAAAAGCAAGUUUUCUGUUUACCAUCUGCAGACUUGAAAGUUUGUUGAUAACGGCAGUACCUCAUUGUGUUAUAUGCUACCAUUUGCUGAAUUAAAGCAAUUUUUACACGUUA
This is a messenger RNA of Chiloscyllium plagiosum (whitespotted bambooshark), 3362 nucleotides long. RefSeq names its product kelch-like family member 31 (gene klhl31). Gene Ontology annotation, cellular component: nucleus. The record is from RefSeq and is a predicted model, not a curated record. Gene Ontology annotation, molecular function: protein binding. Lineage: Eukaryota; Metazoa; Chordata; Chondrichthyes; Orectolobiformes; Hemiscylliidae. Gene Ontology annotation, biological process: negative regulation of protein phosphorylation.